Messenger RNA from Homo sapiens (human), 2243 nucleotides. It is a transcript of the gene DES, whose product is annotated as desmin. Gene Ontology annotation, cellular component: neuromuscular junction; intermediate filament cytoskeleton; sarcolemma. Bases 87 to 1499 code for a protein of 470 amino acids. Gene Ontology annotation, biological process: nuclear envelope organization. The transcript is spliced from 9 exons. Lineage: Eukaryota; Metazoa; Chordata; Mammalia; Primates; Hominidae. The record is from RefSeq and is marked reviewed.
GUCUCCCCUCGCCGCAUCCACUCUCCGGCCGGCCGCCUGCCCGCCGCCUCCUCCGUGCGCCCGCCAGCCUCGCCCGCGCCGUCACCAUGAGCCAGGCCUACUCGUCCAGCCAGCGCGUGUCCUCCUACCGCCGCACCUUCGGCGGGGCCCCGGGCUUCCCACUCGGCUCCCCGCUGAGUUCGCCCGUGUUCCCGCGGGCGGGUUUCGGCUCUAAGGGCUCCUCCAGCUCGGUGACGUCCCGCGUGUACCAGGUGUCGCGCACGUCGGGCGGGGCCGGGGGCCUGGGGUCGCUGCGGGCCAGCCGGCUGGGGACCACCCGCACGCCCUCCUCCUACGGCGCAGGCGAGCUGCUGGACUUCUCACUGGCCGACGCGGUGAACCAGGAGUUUCUGACCACGCGCACCAACGAGAAGGUGGAGCUGCAGGAGCUCAAUGACCGCUUCGCCAACUACAUCGAGAAGGUGCGCUUCCUGGAGCAGCAGAACGCGGCGCUCGCCGCCGAAGUGAACCGGCUCAAGGGCCGCGAGCCGACGCGAGUGGCCGAGCUCUACGAGGAGGAGCUGCGGGAGCUGCGGCGCCAGGUGGAGGUGCUCACUAACCAGCGCGCGCGCGUCGACGUCGAGCGCGACAACCUGCUCGACGACCUGCAGCGGCUCAAGGCCAAGCUGCAGGAGGAGAUUCAGUUGAAGGAAGAAGCAGAGAACAAUUUGGCUGCCUUCCGAGCGGACGUGGAUGCAGCUACUCUAGCUCGCAUUGACCUGGAGCGCAGAAUUGAAUCUCUCAACGAGGAGAUCGCGUUCCUUAAGAAAGUGCAUGAAGAGGAGAUCCGUGAGUUGCAGGCUCAGCUUCAGGAACAGCAGGUCCAGGUGGAGAUGGACAUGUCUAAGCCAGACCUCACUGCCGCCCUCAGGGACAUCCGGGCUCAGUAUGAGACCAUCGCGGCUAAGAACAUUUCUGAAGCUGAGGAGUGGUACAAGUCGAAGGUGUCAGACCUGACCCAGGCAGCCAACAAGAACAACGACGCCCUGCGCCAGGCCAAGCAGGAGAUGAUGGAAUACCGACACCAGAUCCAGUCCUACACCUGCGAGAUUGACGCCCUGAAGGGCACUAACGAUUCCCUGAUGAGGCAGAUGCGGGAAUUGGAGGACCGAUUUGCCAGUGAGGCCAGUGGCUACCAGGACAACAUUGCGCGCCUGGAGGAGGAAAUCCGGCACCUCAAGGAUGAGAUGGCCCGCCAUCUGCGCGAGUACCAGGACCUGCUCAACGUGAAGAUGGCCCUGGAUGUGGAGAUUGCCACCUACCGGAAGCUGCUGGAGGGAGAGGAGAGCCGGAUCAAUCUCCCCAUCCAGACCUACUCUGCCCUCAACUUCCGAGAAACCAGCCCUGAGCAAAGGGGUUCUGAGGUCCAUACCAAGAAGACGGUGAUGAUCAAGACCAUCGAGACACGGGAUGGGGAGGUCGUCAGUGAGGCCACACAGCAGCAGCAUGAAGUGCUCUAAAGACAGAGACCCUCUGCCACCAGAGACCGUCCUCACCCCUGUCCUCACUGCUCCCUGAAGCCAGCCUUCUUCCAUCCCAGGACACCACACCCAGCCUCAGUCCUCCCCUCACAGCCUCUGACCCCUCCUCACUGGCCAUCCCUCGUGGUCCCCAACAGCGACAUAGCCCAUCCCUGCCUGGUCACAGGGCAUGCCCCGGCCACCUCUGCGGACCCCAGCUGUGAGCCUUGGCUGUUGGCAGUGAGUGAGCCUGGCUCUUGUGCUGGAUGGAGCCCAGGCGGGAGCGGUGGCCCUGUCCCUCCCACCUCUGUGACCUCAGGCACUAGCCUUUGGCUCUGGAGACAGCCCCAGAGCAGGGUGUUGGGAUACUGCAGGGCCAGGACUGAGCCCCGCAGACCUCCCCAGCCCCUAGCCCAGGAGAGAGAAAGCCAGGCAGGUAGCCAGGGGGACUAGCCCCUGUGGAGACUGGGGGGCUUGAAAUUGUCCCCGUGGUCUCUUACUUUCCUUUCCCCAGCCCAGGGUGGACUUAGAAAGCAGGGGCUACAAGAGGGAAUCCCCGAAGGUGCUGGAGGUGGGAGCAGGAGAUUGAGAAGGAGAGAAAGUGGGUGAGAUGCUGGAGAAGAGAGGAGAGGAGAGAGGCAGAGAGCGGUCUCAGGCUGGUGGGAGGGGCGCCCACCUCCCCACGCCCUCCCCUCCCCUGCUGCAGGGGCUCUGGAGAGAAACAAUAAAGAGAUUCACACACAA